Messenger RNA from Aspergillus glaucus CBS 516.65, 1361 nucleotides. RefSeq lists its product as uncharacterized. The coding region runs from base 488 to 1132 and encodes 214 amino acids. Lineage: Eukaryota; Fungi; Ascomycota; Eurotiomycetes; Eurotiales; Aspergillaceae. The transcript has 2 exons. The record is from RefSeq and is a predicted model, not a curated record.
GACGGACCCGUCUGAUCGAGAAAUGUCAGAGCACGAAGAAGAUAUGCCAGUACGCAAGAAGGGUCGCACCUCCGGUCUCACCGUCGAGGAGAUAGAAAAGGGUGGAGAGACCAGUCUGAUCCAGGUGGGUUGAGCUCAACGACCUCAACUAGUCACAUACUGACGCGAGGUCAACAGAACUGCAAACUCGAUGCCUGUACUGAUUGGUUUAGCUCUCGCCUGUACAGUCUCAAGCCCGACUAUUUCCCAGGCUGGAACGAACGAGAGCCGAAGUGGGACGCAUUCCCGGAGAACGAACUGAAGAAAGUGACGGAGGAACUGGAGCAGCACGUGCGUCGGUUGGUCCCAGGAUUUCUCAAAGACAACGAGGCCGUCCUGAAGAAGGAGUUCAAGGACUGACUGUCAGCGAGAUGGGAACCUACGUUCAGUGGUCUUCGCUCAGGAGCCGACAAGCAGGACCAAGACUGGGUCCCUCGAUCUCUUCUGGAUGUGCUCUCAGACAGGCAGCACAAAAAAACGGACCAGAAAGUCUCAAGCGACUCCCCCCGGGGACCACAAGGCGUUUUUUGAGUCCUGUCGCCAGUUGAAGGGGUUUGUAGAAGGCGAGCAAGCUAUGGCAUCGCUUGCCUGCGGUGGUACUAUCCCCAUUGCCGUGCCGGGAACUGAAACCACCAGCCCAACCCCUGCUCCAGUGAAUAUCUUUUGGUCAACAAGCGACGAUUCAGUGGCGAACAAGUUGGUCCUGCCGGCCAAUGGAGCCACUCCAGAAUCCAGUAUGGAUGUACUCCAACGUCUGAUUUUCAACUGUGGUCCAGCUAGCUUCUGUCGAGGAAAUCAGGAUGUUAUGGAUCCAGAAUACCGCAAGGCCGUCAAGCUGAAUUCUGACCAGUUUGCCACAAAAUUCCAUCCAGUGGAUUAUGGGCUCAUUGAGCAUAUUGAGCAGAUCCUUCUCCCCAGCAUCUGCAGCAAGGAAGACAAGACGCAUCUGCGCAAGCUCCAUGCAGAACUCUACAAGUUUAAUGUUUAUUCAGGACCAUCUGGUCUGUUCCGCAAGCAUGUUGACACCCCACGCUCUGAGAAACAGGUUGGCUCUCUGGUGGUGUGUCUGCCCUUUCCAUUCAAGGGGGGAUGACUUGACUGCGUAGCACCAUGGCCAGGAAGUCAAGUUUGACUGGAGUGCCAGAAGUGCCUCCACCAUCCAAUAGGCAGCUUUCUACAGUGACUGCAAGCAUGAGAUCAAAACUAUCACUGAAGGUGAUCGGAUCACGCUCACCUACAAUCUAUACGUUACAGAGCCCCAGCUUCAGGGAGACAUGCCUAUUUUGGAUCCGAAGAAUCUUCCCCUGUAUGACUGGAUCAAG